AUGCGCUUCUUCAAGGCCUUCAACCUUCACCGUCGAACUAAAUCUGCCACAUUCGUUCCCGGGUCUGUUGGCCCUCCCCUGGCAUUUGCUUCUAUCCAUUCGAAAAGCACUUCUUUGUCAACCAAUGAAUCCAAAGGCGUCUCUAUCCCUCCGCUUUUCGAUCUUAUUGGGCCCAACCCAAGCGUCCCCCUAACUGCUGUCACCGACCUCUCGGCUGAGCAAGACCACACAGUCAGCAUUUGGAAUUUCAGACGUCCCGAUGGAAGAAGUUCAAUUAACAGCCUUCCAAAUGCGAAAUUGCCUCAAUUGAAUAGUCUGGACUCUUCUCUGAAAUCUAUGUCUCGUGAGCUUUCCCUGGUCUAUGGCUUUCUGCACAACUGUCAACAAGAACUCGUGGCGGAACGGGAGACAACCAAGGUGCUGGAGCUUAAAAUCGCCCAAGAUGCAAGGGAAAUGCAGGAGCUACGUGGAGCGCUCUCUCGCUAUGUCCAACUCGUGCAGGACUUGAAGGAACCUACAGCCCAAGGGUCAAGUCACCCCAGCGAACCAUUGGCACCUCAAGUUUCAUCCAUUCCAGGGUUCGCAACGGUGAAGAUCAACCGUGCGUUUGGGUCGCAAGCAUCGAUGGAUAUUCCGAGGAAGCACUGUACUGCUGACGAGUAUUCAGCUGCUCUUCGUAUGACGCUUGCCACGCGGAAGGAACUUCGGGAACAAAGAAAAGUAACCAAAUUCUGGAAGAACGUGGCUUCCAAUCUCCAAGAAGCGCAAGAUAUCAUAACUCCGUCAAGUUCUGCGAUAUCAUCUAUCCGUCAUGUCCUCCCAGUCGACCGCCAGGCUGCAGUAAACGCCCUGAUUGCGCGUCGCGGAAUCCUCGUCAACAGAAACCAAUCUGAAAAGGACGCCGCAAUUUAUGCAUCUUCUUCGCAAGAUGCCUUCCAAUCUGCGGCGGCGAGAAUGGUUGCGCUUCCUAGUAACCCGUCCUCUCUUAUAUCCUCCUCUUCCCACAGUUCUGCCACAUCUCGUCUCAUGCCUCUUGCAAGCGAGUCCUUGAAAGUGGAAAUGAACUUGCAUUUCGGAAUUCUAGAGGACUCGAGUAUUCUCUCAUCGAAGAAUAAGCGUCGAUCCUACCCUCUUCGGUUGAAUGCCUCUCCGUCUGCUUCUAGCACUCAAAAAUCCUCUAUGAUUCCUAGGGUGCAGUCGAGCAGCAGGAUGAGUUUAAAUGUCGAAUCAUUUGGAGAUAUCAAUAUAAUGUUUGAGAAUGGAUUGAGUGGAGAUGACAAUGGAAUGAAGAAAGCAAAUUUCCAGCCCCCCGCAGGUUCACAAGAUUCGCCAACAACCGCCUCUAUGUCGGAGCAGAUACCCUUGGCUUCUUGUAUUAUCGACAUCUCGCUUCCCACAGGAAACUCCCAGGUGCUACUAGACUACCAAAGUCAGGUUCAGCCUGAGGCGCAUGAUCCUGGUACUACCCGUUUAUCUGACGGCAUGAGCUCCCAACAAGGAAGCAAAUCUCGCAAAGCGUAUGGCUCCUGGCAACGCUAUAUCUCAAAGCACUAUGCAGCGAAUCGUUCAAGUCAGGGGAAAGGGACUCCAACAUUGCCAAAGCAGAACACGUUCAAGAAGCCUGCAGGGAAGGAAAACAACAUCUUCUCCGUGUCAUUUCCAAUCGCCAGAAAGAAAGUAUCACGGCUUCCUGUCCCCACUUUCGGAAAGUAUGCCGCAUAG
Messenger RNA from Cyclocybe aegerita, 1722 nucleotides. Lineage: Eukaryota; Fungi; Basidiomycota; Agaricomycetes; Agaricales; Hemipholiotaceae. The record is from the annotation of a GenBank genome assembly.